GUCGGAGUUCUUUCGGUUUUCGAGUUACUUAGGAGGAGGUGACUUCUGACUGAACUGGGUGAUUUAUUUCUUCCAGGCUUAGGUCUUGGUCUUGGUAUUUUGUUUGUAUUGGUCUCGAAAUGGUGGGUGGUGAGCGGUGGUCUGGUGACGGCCGUUGCGCUUCAAGCGGUCCACCAGUUCGUUGGAACGGCAACGACCAACGUUCCUCGCCUGUUCCCAGCUUGAUGGAGGCCUCAGAGAAAAGGCCAACAGCAACAGAAACGUCUUUCCAGCAAGACAAGUUUACAGAAGUCAGAGAUAAGCUCUUCAAAGUAGGCAAGUACGACAUAGAAUGAGAGCCGCUUGAGUGCAGAUCACAUCUUUAUCUCAACGACCUUUUUCAAUGGCGCUGAUGAGUGGACCGGCAUGUUUCUUGGCCCACCUUCGUGUAAACAUUUCACCGGCACUUCCUCAUGAGCAUCACCUGGAGAAGAGGUGGGCCACUGCAGACAGACAGCACUCUUGUGGAACUGCUUGCCAACGUUGUCCUUGGCACCUCUUAGCGCUUGGAGCCCUUGGAUCUUCAGGAUCUUUGACAGCGCGGACGAGUGCCAGACGUGACCUUGGAGGUAGAUGCAGCCGUGUGGCUCUUCGGUCUUCUAGGGCUGAACUGCUGGUGGAUGGCGAUGUGCAUACAAUGGAUGAAAUUCGAGAGGCUAUCGCGUAUUUGGAGAUAGGAGGGAGGCAUGUUCGUACCAGAUUCUUCUGCGAGCCUGAGCGGGCUGACAACAAGAAGUGGAAGGAAUUCUUUAAAGACAUGAACAUCGAAUUCCAACCAGUUCGGCGGUCAGCUGAUCUUUUGCAUGAGGCCACUGAUGAGGCAAUCAGCCGGGCCUUGACAGAAGCUUCCAGUCUUGGCUUUGAAUGUGUGGGCUUGGUCACCUCUGACUCAGACUUCAUCAAGACCAUACUUGAAGUGGAGCGCUCAGGAACUAGCUGUUUUGUGUUUGUCCCAGCAAGCAAAAAGUCGCUUGUUCGAGCGUUUGAGGUGGGCGGUGUUCGCACAGUGAGGCUACAAACAAAUAAGGAAUACAAUGUGGGUCCCAAAGUUAGGGCUCUUCUUCAUGAGGAUGGAGCAGGCUCAGUGCAGUUGGCUGACCCUUUCCUUUACAGCGUCUCACGUGAAGUGUUUGAUGCUCGCCUGGCAGUGGUGAAAGACUUUCUUGAUGGCCUUGGCUACGGACGGGAAGGCCACACAAUACAAAGCAUUGCAAAAUUCUGGUAUGCAAAUUGCGUUGGUUCGCUGGUCGUGUUUCCAGCUGCGUUGAGCCUGAACGCAAUCGAAGAAGUCAUCGGACCUGAUUCACGGCUUUCAUCAUGGGUUCACUACACUGAGUUUGGACAGCUUGCAUACUUUUUGCCCGCAACUCUUGGGGGCCGCAAGAGUAAGAGCAACGCCCAAACCUACGGGAACGCACUUUCACGGAGCAUUUUCAAGGGUGGUGGCCCAUUCAUGUUGUCGGAUUCGCCUCAGAUGGUAGCGCAGGCCCUACGGCGUUUGGGGUACCUAGAUGAUGAGUUAAACGCGGAUCUCCCUGAAGCACUGCUGUGUUUUGUGAAUGCAAGCAAAAACAAAACGGCGCUAAGAAAACAAGGUUUUCUGCCAGCUCAGGGAGCGACGAACAGCAACAUACAAGCCAAGCUUCGGGAAGCCUUUCUUUCAACCUCAUUUACUGGGGUAUGGCAGGUGAGCAAAGGCGAUGGAGCAAUGCAGGACAUUCAGCGAGCUCUCCAGAGGGCCGGAGUUCUUGCAAAAACGGAUUCUGGAUACUCCAAGCAUGAGACAUUUGAGGCGAUGAAGCUGUUCUCACAAACACAUGGGCUGCCGAGCAUGAAAACAUAUAAUGGAAUAGCUUGGAGGGUUUGGGAUGCUCUUCGUGUGUCUGGGACGAGCCCGAGCAGGACUGCAGACGUCAAAUUUUGAAGCGACUGCGGAUGGAGCCUUUGGCUGUCAGGAAAGACCGAGCACCCUGGUUCAUGUCUUUGUCGAAGGUUGCUGUGCUCCUUCUUGUCCUUCUUGCUCCUGCAGAAGGCAGUGCCCUUGCUCCUUCGUAUGACUUCCAAUAAGUUCUUCCGCCCUCCUUCCCACAGCGAUCGGAUCCUUGGCGACUGAUCCUGCUACACACCACCAUAGAUUCCUUCUGUAUUACCUUCCAGAAUAUAGGACUUUCUUGCCAAGGCCAUCCUUAUCAUCCUUGUCCUCGAUUCUUUUCCAUGCUGUAGCGUGAGUGCCCUUGGCAGUUCAUUGUGUGCUGUACGCUUUGGAUCCACCCAUGAGUGUAUGAGAACGACCGUCCAACGAGUAACCCAUGAAGACACGAGUGACGCACCGAACCACAAAGAUGUUGGAUCAUUUGAUCUACAAUCGCCGUUCACUGGAUGUACGACGGGGUGUUGGGAUCCCCCAAAAACACACACUCCUAUGCCAGGCCCCCCUGGAACAGGGGUGUCUAUAACUAUAGCUCCUUAGAGGUGAUUCGGGGUAUCCAUGAACCACCCCCAGUUCGGCGCCUUUUGGUGCCGUUUGGCGCCUUUCCGACCUUUCAAGGCCUAAACCAAAGCCGUUUGACCUUCCUCGAGUCGCUCUUCCUUCGGGAGCCCUAUGAAGCCAGCCACGUGCAUUUGGUGUUGCACGUGCUGGCAAACCUGAGCUUGGAAGAGCUGGUGGCGCAUCCGCCCCCGCGCCACGAGCUGCGCUUGGAGCGUUGGCUCGCGAAGCGCCUGGAACGCUCCACCAAGCGUUCACGUCCACACGGCCACGCCACCGAUCUGUCGCCGCCGAUCCUUCGGGUGGCACCGGAUCUGCUGCUGGCGCCCAUCGCGCAAAGCCCCGCGGUGGAGAAGCGCCAGCUGCGCCAGUGGCAUCUGACAUGCAAAGAGAGCAGCUCUUGCUUUGAGCAGCAUGUGUUGUCGUUAGCCCAGAAGCAGAUCCCCGAACGAGAUCCCAAACACAACUUGGUGUUGAUCUUCAACGACGACGAUGGCGUGUGGGAAGGCAGUUGGAAUGAGGCCAACCAGGAAGCCUUCCGUCGCUUAGAGACCGCAAAAGACGUGGAGUUGCGCGGGCGGCGCAGCGUGGCGCCCUUCGUGGCGCCCUUUCGGCGGGCCUUGUGGUCCGACUACUACGUGCCGCGGAUCGCCGCGACGAACGCGGCCGAAGGUGCUGGGCGUUCGAGGCUUGGAACCUUGGUGCUGGUGUGGGGCCUUGAUGAAGAGUUUGGCCAAGAACAGCUGGAUCUGUUGAGCACCUUGGUGCGGAACGAGGGUGGAGGUCUUGGAGAUGCGGUGGAGGACACCGAAGGAAGACCCUCUCGACACCGCUUCGGCCAUCCGAACCGCCCCGAAGGCUCCGACGAGCUGCGCCGCGCCGAGACCUUCGACGCGCCGGGCGCCCGGCGGCGCUUCGCCCGGGGAGCCCAGUGGGACCGGAGCGGUGGGGCUGGUGGGCGCUGUGGAAGCGCUGUUUGGAUGCGCGCGGCGCUGCGUGCAAUCCUGGCAGAACGCCUAGGUGUGGAGCCACAAGAGCUGCAGUUCCAAUAUGGCCCACAUGGGAAGCCAGAGUUGGCCACUCCUUGGGCGCGAAAGCAGCUGAGCUUCAGCGUGUCGCACUCGGGGCAGGUUUGGGUUUUCGAGAGCUUUCUGGGCCUUGCUGAAACCAUGUGCUCUGUCGGCGUUGACCUGGAAGAGCGUCGGCCCAGGCCCUUCUUACGCCUUGCGAAGCGCUUCUUCACGGCGGAGGAGGUCUCAGCCCUGCGACGCGUGGAGGCGGCCCGAUGGCAUCGCAGUGGUGGGAGCGUGGCUGAAGACGCUGGGGAGUGGCUUAUCAGGUCCACCCUGAAGGGGACGCCGCUGCCCAAUCACAGUGUCUCAGUGUCCAUGCCAAAGGGAGUGCCGCUGAAGUUAGAUCAUUUGUCACAGGUGGAUGCACAGGUUUUCCCAGAACUCUCCUGCGUUGGCUAUGGAUCCCUCGUGCAGCGGCAGCGCAGGUCCAUUCCCAAGCGGCCCAUGUUCGGCGCCACGGAUGUUGGAGCCAUCAAGGAUGCCCAGGGCCUCUUGCAAUUGAGCGACUAUGACGAUCUGAAGGCCCUCAUCCUGGACGAGGCGGAGUUGGCGGACGGACGGGAGGGUUUGCUGGCGCAAGAGGAGCUGCCCGAUGGCGUACGGAGGUGGAAAGACGAGAAAGGCGCCGGGUGGGUCGCGCGGCAUCCCAACGGCAAGGGCACCCGCUGGUUCAACAAGACCGUUUGGAAGAGUUGGCGGAUGGCCUUCUUGUUGGCGCGGCUCCAGCGCGAUUUGUGGGGCAUUGUCGACGGCCAGGCAUGUGGAAGUCCAGACCCCGCGGAAGAGGUGAAGGAGAAGGAGGUCGAGCGCCGCAAGCGGGGCCGGCCGCCCAAGAGUCCUGGAACACCAGGUACUCCACGUGCUUCAGCUGCCGGCAGCUCCUCGCGCGGGCGUGGGCGUGGGCGCGGGCUCAAGCGGCCCGCGACGGAGGCUCAGAAGCCGAAGAAGGCGCCGAAGACAGCGCCGAAGAAGACACCGAAGGCGCGCAGCCCGUCACGCACGGCGCCCACACCAGCAGCGCCCACACCAGCAGCGCCCGCACCAGCGGUGCCUCCAGUGCCGCGUGGGCGGGAGGAGAAGCUCCUAGGCGGGCGACAUCGAGCGCUGGCGCUCUUUAACCUCCGCACCGAGUGGGGACGUGAGGCUUUGGCAGGCCUGUUGAAGGACGGCUUCGCGGUGCUUCAUGGCGUCUUCACUCCUGCGGAGUGUGACUUGGCGGUGGAUAAGAUCUGGGACUUCGCCACGGGACGGUGUCCCAACUUGGACCCCAAAGAGGAGACCACCUGGAGCAGUGAGAAUUGGUCGCAGGUGGCUCGUGGGAAGAACCUCUGUCAGCUUCAUGGCGCCGGUUGGGUUUUGUGGGAGGAGCGGCUGCGCUUUCGAGAGCGCUUGGUGGAACGGGGCAUUUAUGCCGAUGUGCCGCACCACGCGAGUUGGGAUGGCUUCCACUUUGGGCGGCCUUCACAGAGACUUUGGGGAAAGUCUCAUUGGGAUCAUACGGAUCAGGUGCUCCUCAAUGGGGAGAGCACGGGGUGCACCUGGAUCCAAGGCCUUGUGCAAUUGAACGACAUGGAUCCUGCCGAAGGGCCAGCCUUCGAGUGCUGGCCGGGCUCGCAGCAGGACGACAUCUUUGUGCCGCUGCAGAAGACGGCAGGCCUUUGCGAAGCGACGCCCAGCGGGAGCAGCUUUCGGCUGCUGACGGAUGCUGGGCGCGGGUGGCUUCAGGGCAAGGGGCUUCAGCGGCAGCGGGUGACGGUGGGUCCGGGUGACGUGAUCCUCUGGGAUUCCCGCCUGGUCCACCAGGGCGGGGCGCCCGCCUCGGCCGACGGCUCGCGCGCGAAGAGCGCUGGCGGACGACGGGUGCGGGGCUGCUUCGGGCGGAUGGUGCAAUACGUCUGUUUAGGUCUGGCCGAGUUCACCUCGCCCUCGGUGCUUCAGAAGCGCCGGAAGUGCUUCGAGUCCGGUGGCGACGCCGUCACCUUGAACCACAAGCCGGACAGCUUCGAGCCCUUUCGGAAGAGUCGACACCAUCCCAACAGCCCGCCGUUGCCCUUCCCGGUGACCCUUCCGCCGAGCGCGCGGCAGCUGCACGGCCUGGGGGAGCCGGUCUAG
Durusdinium trenchii is the source of this 5712-nucleotide messenger RNA. Lineage: Eukaryota; Dinophyceae; Suessiales; Symbiodiniaceae. The record is from the annotation of a GenBank genome assembly.